UGCAGUUUAGCCUGCUAGCUAGAUGGAAGAUCAGUUCAGAGUCAGUCGAUCUCGCAGCUAACCUGGCUAGCAGGCUACUGAAACCGAAACUGGGACGCUAGCUAGCUAGGGACUGCAAUAGCCAGCUGAGUAUUUUCUUUAGCAAAUAACGCAUGAGGAACUAUCUGUCAUAACAAAGCACACGCACAGCAGCGGUAAUAGCUGAACCUCUGCAUGUUUGGCCAUUGAGUUAUUUAAAACAACCCCGAUUUUUAACAGCUAGUUAGCUGGGAGAGCUAAUCCGCAAUAAGGUAGAAGUUAGCUGGCUGUCGACCAGAAAUCUCGAUGGGUGCAGAUGGGCAAUAUGAUGGUGGUGAAGCGGGCACUCUGCAAACUAAGCCUGAGCAACAUUCAGAUGAAGAGGAAGAGAAGGAAUCUGAGGAAAACAGAAGGACAAUCGGUCUAAGGUGUUACCAAGGAAACAGAGAGUCCACAGAUGAUGAGCCCAGUGAGCUGGGGGCUUCUACUGCUAGUUUCUCCAAUACUGCAUUCCUUAUGCCUCAGCUGUGCUCUCAACAUCAGUUCUCUGACAGUGAUUUGGAUGUGGAACUCACAGCAGAGGUAAGGACAGAGGGUGCUUCUUCACUGACUUUGUCAGUGCCUGUUUUUCUUCAUUUUGGCUUCAGAAAGGCAGGAUCCACAUCUGAUGGACAGUACCUUCCUUUAACAGCCUCUAGGCUAGAAAAGGCCUUAACAGACUGCACUUUGACCCCUGCCCCUUUCCGCAAGUGGACAGCAGCUCUCCAUCAACCUGUAGCACAUAUGCCCAGGUUGUCGUCUUUCUGCCCCUCUCAGAGGUUGAUGGAGACUGCCAAAAGCCCUCUCCCCUCUUCCCCCUCAGCGUCUCCCUCAUCACCUUCUUCUGCCCCCUCCUCUCCCUCCUCAUCUCCCUCCUCAUCAUCCUCUCCUGGAGGAAUUGGAACAGGCUAUCGUGAAGACGAGGACAGUGGCCAUGCUGGAAACGGCAGGGUCAACAAAGCAACGGGAGACGGCGUUUCGUCCACCUCGUCUUCUCUAGCUCCGCCUUCGCAUGCUGCCCCUCCCCCAUCAUCUCCAAGCGCAUCACACCGUCUUUCUUUGUCCCCCCGCAUGUUCGGAGAUGGACAGCGGGAGGGCCCAGAAACUGAGAUGUACGACCCCUUCCACCCCACAGAAGGAGAGGGAGAACGAGGAGUGGCUGAGGAAGAGGAGGAAGAGGAUGAAGAAGAGGGAGACAAAUAUGAUCCAUUUGAACCCACUGGCUCUCCGGCCUCAGAGAAAGAGGAUGAAGGGGAGCUGGCAGGUAAUCGAGAAGGAGGAGGUCGAGUUGGAGGCACACGACAUGAGCACCAUGCAAAUGAGGAAGGGGAGACUAUUGCUGAGGCGGCUGGUUCGCCUCCAGACUCGACAGAGACAGAGACGCAGAUCCCCAUUCAUGCUUCUGAGGAAGCAACAAUACACUUGAACAGGAUCAGGCCCCUUAGAGAACGAAUGAGGGAACAGAGGAAAGGUGUGAGAGAGAGAAGAAUGGAUGACUCUGAGCAUUCUGAGAUAGAAGAAGGGGAGAUUGUGGGUGCCAGUGACAGAGGGAGGGAAAGAGAGGUGGAGAGAAGAAGGGAGGUGCUGCUCCCAUCCUCUGGAAGUCCUUCCUUUCUGCAGGGGGGAGGUCUUAAGCCUGAGAGGAUUCUACGGGUACUGGAUGGUGAAGGUUUCAUAUCAGUCCGAGCCGAAGGAGAGUGGAACAGGGAACCAGCUCCCCCGGUGGGCGUUGGAGACCUGCGGCGGAAACUCACCAUCAGACGAAAAGAGAGAUUCCGAUGCCGCUCCUCUGCAUCUGUAUCACCUGCUCCUCCAGCUGACCUGCCGCUACCUCCUCUCUCCCCGCCUGCUUCCCCGCCCCUGUCCACGGAGAAGGUGAAUCGCAAGUCAUCUAAGAGCUCCAAGGAGAGGGACCGACGCAAGCGGAAAGAGGGGAAGGGGGAGGAAAAGGACAAGCGGAAGAAGAGGAAAGAGGGAAAAGUGGAUUCGGGUCCGGAGAACAAGGACAGGGAUCAUGAUAGGAGGAGCGGAAGAGGGGGGAAAGUAAAGGACAAGGACAGGGAUCAUGAGAGGAGUGGGAGAGGGAGGAAGGACAAGGAGAGGAGGAGAAGUAGCAGAAGUGACAGUCGCAAGAGGAAGAGUAGACGCCAGAGCACUCCGGAACUUUCCUCGCAAUCCCACAAUGCCUCGCGGCACGCCCCCAGUCACAGGUCCUGGUCUAGUCCCUCAGAAGGCUACCACAGGGGGAGAGAACGUGAUAGAGACAGGGACAGAGAAAAAGAAACAGAGAAAGAGCGGGAUAGGGACAGAAAUCAAGAAAGAGACAGAUACAGGGACAGGAGGAGAGAUGACAGGGACAGAGAAAGAGAGCAAGACUCCAGAAGGAAAGAGGGAAGGAAGAGAGAUCGGGAUGAAGGAAGCAGAAGAUCGAGUAGCCGAGAGAGGGGAAAUACAAAAAGGAAGAGAGAAAGCAGCGAGAGGAGAGACAGGGAGAAGGAACGAGAGCGAGACAGGGAGAGGGACAAGAGAAGAGAUGGCCGACCUGUUGUACCUCCGUCAAUUCAGGACCUGAAUGGCUCUGACCUUUUUGCCAUCAAACGAACUAUCACUGUUACCACAACACCCACUACCACCACCACAGUCCCCAGCUCCCCAGCGCGUGCCCAGGAUUAUUCCCAAAGUCCCACACAAGGCUCGGACAAACCCCGCAAACGCAAGAAGAAACGAAAGAGGCGCUCUGAUGACGAAGAGAGAGUGGAGGAGGAGCACAGGAGCGGGUCUCACCCUACCUCCCUCACUCCUCCCCACUACCCCAGCUACGAAUCGGACCACGUCUCCGACCACCAGGAUCUGGACAUGCUGUCUUUAGAUGGAGAGGCACUGGAUUCUGAUUAUCCUUCGCUAGAGGAUUCUCCUCUGCUGCCUCCUCCUGCCCCUGAACCUGCUCUCCCUAGUCCCAAACCCAAAUCUGCAGCCCCCAAAAUCAGCCGGCACCAUCAGAAGAAGAAAUCCAGAUCCAGCAGCAAAAAAGUGUCUGAGUCCUCCACCUCGUCCUCUUCUCACAGACCCAAAGCAAAAAGUAAAAACCUCUUGCCCUCGCUCUCGCCACCUCUGUCUGCUUGCUCUGGCAACACAACUUCCCUUCCGCCCAGUGCCUCCUCAUCCACCACCACAAGAUGUCGGAAGACAGGGAAGGAGAAAACGAGCAAGAAGGAGUCUGGUCGUUCUGGAAGGUCCAAGAAGAUUGGAGGAAGCAGCAGGAAGACCAAGCUGCAGUCCAAGGUCUCGGUGCUGGUGCGGGAGGGUGUGAGCAGCACCACAGGAAACUCUAAUAAACUGGGUAUUGACCUUCUUGGACCUGCUGGGGUUGUGGGUGGGGCCUCGGGGACUUCGGUUGUGGGAGGGUCUAUCGCUGUGGUGUUUCGUCGGGACAACGAGAGUCGGUCUCCGUUCCUGAAACCCUGCUCAGAGCCGCUGUCCUUACCCAGCAGAGUCAAGGAACUGGGCAAGACAGGAAAGCAACGCAGCACCCUCGCUCCGCUCUCCUCCACCAACCAGACGGGCCUGAAGUCAAAGAAAGCCAAGCCAAGCUCUACCACCUCCACGUCAUCGUCUGCAUCGUCUCCUACAUCUUCCUCAGUGGCUAAACGCCGGCGGAGACCGGGAAAGAAACCCAGAGAAAGGGGCCUGGCAUUGGAUGGUCCAGAUGUUAAAGGCGCUAACAGCAGCACUUUAGCCUCUGCUUGGGCAGGAGCAGGCACUGACAUUCAGCCUUUGGGUGGAGUCGGUCCUAAACCGUCCAGUCCUCCCUCAGCUCUUCCAGGCCCCACACCUUCAUCAUCAUCUUCCUCAUCUUCCUCUUCCUCUUCUACCAGUGUCCUUCCGCCUUCAUCCUCACCCCCUCACACGCCCCCACUGUCUUUGCCGCCCUCUCGGGACAUUAGAGAAUCUUCUCCAGACUCUCAGACUGUAGACAGCAGCUGCAAGACACCAGAACCAUCCUUCCUUUCCGAGGAGUGCCCGGCUCAGUCACAGUCCGUGCAGCUUGUGUCCUCCAAGUCACCCACUAGCCCGCCACAGUCAAGGGGUGACAGCAUAUCGCAGUCCGCCUCCAAGCCCCUCCCCCCAGACGACCAGAAAACAUCGCCUCCAUGCUCCACUUCUUCAUCUACCUUGGCGGGUGCAUCCCUCUCUCAUCCCAUUCCUCCACCUUCUGCGGACCCUUCCUCAUCCUCCUCAUCGUCAGUGUCAUCCUCUUCGGUCAAUAAGCCCCCACCACCCCCACCCCCACCCCCUGCUGUUCCACCCUUGCCCUGGAGCCUGCAGGCAGGGGUGGAUUGCACAGCAGGAGGUGUUUUGGCAUUGACAGCUCUGCUGUUUAAAAUGGAGGAGGCUAAUAUUGCCAGUCGAGCCAAAGCACAAGAGUUCAUUCAGGCCACAAGUCAGAUUCUCUCUCAGGCUAACCAGAACCAAUCACAGACACAUCCUUCGUCCUCCUCCUCCUCUUCUUCCUCACAAGUCCCUCCCCCUCCAUCACACGCCCUGCCUCCUGGUCCAACUCCAGCGCAAUUUAUCCUCCACGGCUCCCUUCCAUUGGUCGGCUGCACCAAAACUCCACCUCCUCAUUUGCAUCCUGGACUUUCACUGGGUGGUGGAUGUGCUCAGACACCACCUCCUCCAUUGUCUACAGGUCUGUCAGUAGCGACAGGGGGUGCAAGUGAGACCAGCUGGGACAGUGAGAGUAAAGACCCCGAUAAGUAUUUAAAGAAGCUGCACACCCAGGAGAGGGCAGUAGAGGAAGUAAAAUUGGCCAUUAAGCCAUACUAUCAGCGCAAGGACAUCAACAAAGAGGAGUACAAGGAUAUCUUGAGGAAAGCUGUGCACAAGAUCUGCCACAGUCGAACAGGCGAGAUCAAUCCAGUGAAAGUGAGUAAUCUGGUCAAGCUGUACGUCCAGAGGUACAAGUAUUUCAGGAAGCACGGGCGCAAAAUGGAUGAGGAGGACAAGGAAGACAGAGAGUCCACCUCUCUGCACUCUUCAACGUGAUUGGACAUGGACUGCUUUUAAUGCUUCGUUCUGAUUGAACGAGUGCCUGAGGACCCUGCCUGUAUCUUUGCACGUGAUUGGUGCCUGCGGAAGCAACCAGGCGAAAGAAGUUACUGUUCUUGCACCGCUCCUCACGUGCAGCUAAUGUGUAAACUCUUGAACACCGAUCCCCUUCCUGUCUGUCUUUUUGUUUUGCAGUCCAGACAUAUGAUUAAAGGAGUGUGACUCAUGCUUUAAAAACAUUACAAAUUCAGGAGGGAGAGAGAAAGAACCAUCUACACAUAUUUCCUGUCUCUGUCACUCAAACUUUUCCAUAUUGUUAGGACACUACAUAGGAGUAUUUUCCUUCUCUGUGAUUUACAUAGGUCAGUCUGUGUGAGAGAGAGCUGAGUGAGUGUAAGGAUGAAUGACUUUCAUUUUAUCUUGUUCUUUCUUUUAUGUCUUUACUGUGAAUGUCAGAAUAACAUUGGGCUCAUCUCUGCUUGUAGUUGGAGAAUAUUCACAUUUAUUAUACACCCAGAACCUCAGAUGGGGUCAAUCUAUAGUUAUAAUGGAUGAUGUUAUAUUAUUAAUACCCCCCCUCCCCCAAACAAGGUUCUGCUCAUUUAAUGAUUGUAAAGAGUAAACAUUACAAAUGUGUGCAAUGUGUAGGAGGUUCAUGUUCACAUUUUUUUGUUUUACUUUGUUUUUUUCCUUCAUGUGAGCAAAACUAUUGCUCUAUUGAAUCACGGUCCUUCUCAUGUCGAUUUCAUCGUAGCAGAAAACCAGGGGCUCGGGGUGGUGGACUGACUCUCAAAAAGCCAAGGAGUGGGGCUGUACCACUGCCUCCCUCCACCCUCGCCUACCCAGAAGUACUGGGGCACACCUGGGAUGAGUCACAUUCUGGAACAGCUGGAGAAAUGCAUGUAUCUUAGACUUUAUUUGUACUUCAGGAUACUGUAAUGACUGGGAAAGGUCAUUCGCCAAUGCAGAGAUAUAAAAGCUGAGUGCCAGCACCCAUUACCAACCUUCUGACAUGUUUCUUGGGAGGAGGAGGUUGUUCUUGCACUCCCUUGUGAGAAGCCUAGCGUCCUGCAGAUCUUUCUCUUUGGAUGGCCACCACGAGGGUUGCAGACGGGAUAAGGAGUGGACGAUAAGAGCAUCAGUCUGAGCCACGUGCUGAUGGGACCUCCCUCCACAACUUCAUUAACUGUUUUUUUUUAAAAAAAAAGGCAAAUAACAUUGUCCUCGUAAUGUGUGUUAGGUUGUUACUGGCGUUACCUUAAAAAUAUGGCUAGCAUAAAGACUCAAACUGUUGCACAAGUGAUGUAGAAAAUAUAUUACUAAAAAAAACUGGCUGAGUUUGAGGGCCACCAACUACAACGUAUCUCUAUAAAUCAUGUUAAACAUGGAAACUUCUAAACAGCUAA
Molecule: messenger RNA, 6512 nt
Organism: Electrophorus electricus (electric eel)
Lineage: Eukaryota; Metazoa; Chordata; Actinopteri; Gymnotiformes; Gymnotidae
Gene: scaf1
Product: SR-related CTD-associated factor 1
Molecular function (GO): RNA polymerase II C-terminal domain binding
Source: RefSeq, a predicted model, not a curated record